AUGAGAAGAAGAUUAAUCACUAGUUUAGUUAAAAAAGGUAACUUCCAAUCCAAAAGAUCGUUACAUUUGACAAAUAAUAAUCUCUAUAUUUCAAGUUCUAUUUUAAAAAAGCAUCCUAAUACUGGUAAUAUUCCCGGUAUUCAAUCAAUUGAAAAUGCUUACAAAAGAUCAUAUCAUACAUAUCUUUAUAUGUCAUUAACUGGUAUUUCAUUCUAUUCUUUAGCAAUCAUAAUCCUUAAUAACAGCAUCCAUGACAGACACAUAGAUAAUGACUCCAAAAUGGAAUUGGAUCCAGUCAAAUCCAAAACUCCGAUAACGCCCAAUGAGUUAAUGAAACACAAUACACCUGAAGAUUGUUGGGUAGUCAUCAAUAAUCAAGUUUAUGAUUUAACUACUUUCAUCCAAGUUCACCCUGGUGGUCCAAAUAUAAUCAGAUCUAAUGCCGGUAAAGAUGUCACAGCCAUAUUUAACCCACUCCAUCCGCCAAACACAAUUGAAACGAUGUUACCCAAACAAUGUUACGUAGGACCUCUUGAGGGAGGAUUACCCAAAGAAUUAAUUUGUAAUCCAUACACCCCCGGCGAGUCCAUGGAGGACAUUAGGAGGAAAAUUAUUUUGAAAAAUCAUUUACCACCUUUAGAAUCUAUAAUUAACUUGUACGAUUUUGAAAAAUUAGCUUCGAAGAUUUUAUCUAAUCAAGCAUGGGCAUAUUAUUCAAGUGGUGCUAAUGAUGAAAUAUCAUAUAGAGAGAAUCAUUCUGCUUAUACUAGGAUUUUCUUCAAACCGAAAGUACUAGUGGAUGUUUCAAAAGUGGAUUUAUCCACUGAGAUGCUAGGUUCCAAAAUUGAGGUUCCUUUUUAUGCUACAGCUACUGCGUUAUGUAAAUUAGGGAAUCCAGAAGGUGGUGAGAUGGAUAUCGCAAGAGGAUGUGGACAAGGUCUCAUUAAAGUGCCUCAAAUGAUUUCCACUUUGGCUUCAUGUUCUGUAGAGGAAAUUGUCGGGGCUGCUCCUUCGAAGGAUCAAAUUCAAUGGUAUCAAGUAUAUAUUAAUUCUGAUAGGAAUGUUACUAGACAUAUGAUUAAGAAAGUGGAAGAUCUGGGUGUGAAGGCAUUGUUUGUUACAGUGGAUGCACCAUUUAUGGGAGCAAGAGAAAAAGAUUUAAAAAUCAAAUUUUCUAAUUCAAGUCAGGGACCUAAAGUAAUGACUUCAAAGGCUAAGGAUGAUAUUAAUAAAAGUAUUGUUAAUAAAAAGGAGGAAGCUGCUGGCGAUGUUACAGAAGGUGCAUCCAGGACUCUAUCUAAAUUUAUUGAUCCAUCAUUGACUUGGAAAGAUAUUAUUGAAUUGAAGAAAUGGACGAAAUUACCAAUUGUUAUUAAAGGUGUCCAAAGAGUCGAAGACGUUGUUAAAGCAGCUGAAAUUGGAGUCGAUGGUGUUGUGUUAUCAAACCAUGGUGGAAGGCAAUUAGAUUUUUCAAGACCGCCUGUUGAAUUAUUAGCUGAAAGUGUACCAAUAUUGAAAGAAAAGAAAUUAGAUGACAAAUUAGAAUUAUAUGUUGACGGUGGUAUUCGUCGUGGUACAGAUGUUUUGAAAGCCCUAUGUCUGGGAGCUAAGGGAGUCGGGCUAGGUAGACCAUUCUUAUAUGCUAAUUCAUGUUACGGUAAAGACGGUGUUCAAAAAGCUAUAGAUAUAUUGAAAGAUGAAAUUGAAAUGUCUAUGAGAUUAUUAGGAGUUACAAGUAUUAAAGAAUUAAAUGAAGAUUUGUUAGAAAUCUCUAAUUUGAAAUCAAGAUCUGUUAAUGUUUCCAAAGAUGUAUUAUUUGAAGACUUAUAUCAAAACCCAACCUAUGCAGACUUUUCUAGUGUGGAACCUGCAGAAUAA
This is a messenger RNA of Naumovozyma dairenensis CBS 421, 1878 nucleotides long. RefSeq names its product FMN-dependent alpha-hydroxy acid dehydrogenase. NCBI's taxonomy places the organism in Eukaryota, Fungi, Ascomycota, Saccharomycetes, Saccharomycetales, Saccharomycetaceae. Bases 1 to 1878 code for a protein of 625 amino acids. Gene Ontology annotation, molecular function: heme binding; L-lactate dehydrogenase (cytochrome) activity. Gene Ontology annotation, biological process: lactate metabolic process. The record is from RefSeq and is a predicted model, not a curated record. The transcript has a single exon.